AUGGCAGGAAAGAGUACAUUGUUUCACCUCGGGGAGUUUCGCUACAAUGAGUCGCAUCCGGACGCGCCCCGCGCUAACCUAGCUUUAGCUUUAAAUGGCCGGCAUCGAUGGCACGACGCGAAGUUCAACGUUAGCAUACAAAGGACCGGGGCGAGGCUACGGCUUUUACGGGCCGAAUUCGGCUUUAAUCUACGGGGCGCGCGUGUGCGUGAGUGCGCGCGCGCACGGCGCACGCGUUACUCACGCACACUGGCGCGCGCGCCCUCCUCGGCGCUGCAAUUCGUCGGCCCCGCGGCCCCCGCACGCAAUUGCACUGCACUGGGCCGCGCCGCGUGCGUAAAAAGCGCACGCAGGGCGCGGGGCGCGGCGCGCAGAGCACCGCGAGCGCUCGCCCGCAAGCCCCAGCGGCCGGCAGUCACCGCCAGACGCCCGCGAGAGUACGCCGCCCCCACAGGGCCCGCGCAGCAGGCCACUCGCGAAACACCCCCGAUCGCGUACGAAACACUCGUGCAGUGCCAAUGCGAAAUAACUCGACAGUUUCCCGCGCAACGGCCGCCCCGCCUUUUUGGAUCGUUUGCUAAUUUUUUCCUAAAAAAGAGGAGGGACGGCGACGAAGCCGUUUUCAUCGGUCCCCCAUGUUCGAUUUACCUGCCGAAUAAAAGG
Iphiclides podalirius (scarce swallowtail) is the source of this 663-nucleotide messenger RNA. NCBI's taxonomy places the organism in Eukaryota, Metazoa, Arthropoda, Insecta, Lepidoptera, Papilionidae. The record is from the annotation of a GenBank genome assembly.